Spinacia oleracea (spinach) is the source of this 4651-nucleotide messenger RNA. RefSeq lists its product as uncharacterized. The record is from RefSeq and is a predicted model, not a curated record. Bases 3124 to 3882 code for a protein of 252 amino acids. NCBI's taxonomy places the organism in Eukaryota, Viridiplantae, Streptophyta, Magnoliopsida, Caryophyllales, Amaranthaceae. The transcript has 2 exons. Gene Ontology annotation, molecular function: catalytic activity.
AUCUCCAUUUCUUUUCAUUCAUUUUUAAUGCCUUUGUGAUCGUUGAUAUGGACCAACCUUUUCUUUAAAAAAGAAUGGAGAGGAUGAUAUUACAAUGUGUGUUGCAUUAUUUUAGUGAGACAAGUAGUACUACAAAUGUACUAGUAAGAAUAGGUGCAUCCAAUUGAUAGGGAAAAAGAGGGAAGUGAGAUAAAUUUGUCUGCAUUAAUAUUGGAUCUCAAAAGUACAAAUUGUAUGAUUGUAACCUCAAUGAUUGAGUUUUAAUCGCUGAUUUGAUUAGUAGUCUCGCAUCAGAUACUAAUUGUAGCUGUACAUUAAAUACAUGUACCAAAACUUUGAGACUAGGGAGAAGGCAGCCUUAUCAGAUUGCACCAUGUCUGUGGAGAGCUCUGCGGCCCAACUCCAAAGGCCCAUCAAGGAGAUGGGCGGGGCUCCGGCUUAUAAGGAAAUGGAGGAGAGCUAUGUCGAAACUUGGACCAGCACGGCGUUGACGUAUGCUGGAACAUGCAGGGAAGCUUUUGAUAGGAGUAAUAUGAAUGGAAAUGUGAAGAUAUUAGUUCAACGCAAAAUAGUGAGGCUGAUAACAACAAUGAGUGGUUGUGCAAACAUGGCUUCUCUCUUCUCCCUCACCCAUUUUAAGCUUGAUUACUAGGGAUUAUCCUUCUCUCCCUUGGCGAGAGGGCCUCUGGGGAUGUUCUUAACUUGGUUGAGUGUUUGGUUUAUGUUAUUUUCUUUCGUUAGGUUUUCUUCCUUGUUUGUUUUUGCAGGUGUUUUGAUCGUCUCUCUCGAAUUUUCUUCUUUACCGUUUCUAGCAUGGUCAGUGACGUCUCUUAAUCUCAGGAUGGGGAUCUAAUGAGGUCAGAGCUUAAGGAAAACGAACAAGUCAUGGCGGAUGUGGACAUGAAUGAAGUGCAAUCUUCUGAUGAAGUAACCAUCUUGACACCACCGAAACCCUUCUCCUUCCGUGAUGGUGUUGAUGGCUCAAAUCUAUGGUUCAAUGAAACAAAAAAGAUUAAGGAGACUACGUUAGAAUGGGAAGAUCAACAUGUUGAUCCACCAGAUACAGCCAAAUCUGUGGAUUUCAAUAAAGAAGUUCUUGAAAAAUUAAGGCAACCAUGAAACUUAACAUUUACGGGGAAGUGCCUAGGGAUUGCUGUUAGACCCGCAUUCAUCACCCAACGUGUACGAAUUAUGUGAAGACCAAAAGGUAGCCUCGAAGUUAUUGACCUUGGUCACAAUGUUUUCUUAUUUAGGUUCUCUCUAAUUGAUGAUUACAAAAGAGCGCUCCUUGGGGGGCCUUUGGUUUAUUCUCGAUCAUUAUCUAAUGAUCACUAAAUGGAAGCCUAAUUUUAGGCCAUCCACAAAUCCUUUUGAUAAAAUUACGAUGUGGAUCCGAUUUCCAGAAUUGCCUGUAGAAUACUACGAUAAGCAGGCCUUAUUCGAAAUUGCAAAAAUAAUCGGCUCUCCAAUAAGAGUGGAUUACGCCACGGAUUACCUAACAAGGACAAGGUACGUUCAUGUUUGUCUUGAUAUUGAUUUUAAUAAAGCUUUAAUUACUUCGGUUUGGGUGGUAAAUCAAUGGAAAAAAAAUUGAUUACGAAAACAUCCAUUCACUAUGUUUUCUUUGCGGAAAAAUUGGACACUCAAAGAUAAGUGUACAAUCCAAGAUUCGGAAAAUGAAGGCAAGAUCCAUGAAGCCAAUCAACGGCCUCCACAUCAACCACUACUAACCACCCGUUGACUUUGCAAAACAAGCAAACUUUAUACCAAAAAGAACCCUCUUCUGAUCCAAAUAAAACCAACGAAGAUAUGGGCCAUGAUCCAGGUGAGUAUGGGCCUUGGACAAUGGUUACAAACAAAAAAUAAGCCACACCAAAUAAAUCCAACUUACAAAAAUAAACCCAACCCCAAAAAAAUAGUGUACCCAAUUUUGAUACGUAAAGCUCAAAAUAAAGCAAAAACUAUUUCCCAUGGAAAUAAAUGGACCUUAUUGGAGAAGGAAGAUAUGGAGAGCAAAAUGACUGAAGCAUAUGAAGAGUUAAAUCUUGAAACAUCCAAUGAAGGUACUUCCACAGAGAUUUUAAGCAUGUUCCCAUGUGCAAACUCUUCUUCUCCCCAAAGCAUCACCACAUGGAAGAUGCCAAAAUGGUGAGCGUUGUGACCCAAUUACCUUCCGUUCCUUCAUCUUCUCCAUCUAACCUGCCUUCAAAUACUCCUUUAUUUCCUUCUUCCCUUCACACCAAUUCCAACAGAAAAAAAACCAAACUCAGAAAGCAAAAACUCCAAGAAUUCUAACAAUGGAAAAUCAACGCAAGGUUUAUCAAACACGGAAAAAAUAUCUUUAACGCCGAUCAUCAAGGAUUCUUCAGAGGGGAGACAACUUACCCCAACCUCCGCUCUCAACCUCUAAAACCUCAAUCACUAGAUACUUCUGUUCCUCCCCCCAAAACACCAAUUCCACCUCCAUCACCACCUCUAUCAUCAACGUACCCCUCCACCUCCAUCACUUCGUCACUUCUCGCCUAUCCCAAACCGCUUGACCUCCUUGAACAAGUCAUCAUCCCUCUACUUUCGUCACACAUUCCCCCCAUUCCUCAAUCUUGCCCACCAGUAAACAAUACCAUACCACCUCCAUCGACAACCUAUCGGCGUCGAUAUGACUCCGCCAACUCUAGAGAAGAUUCUCUAAUGCACAACUCGCUUCUCCAACUCCAGUCAAUGUAGACUUCCAAGCUACACCAACGACUGAGAAUGCUCACCCACAUUCUAUAGUUUGCACCCUUAUCUUCAAUCCCCGAUAAAAAAACCAGUCAACCGUCCCUUGCUGUCAAGGACAUCCGAGCUAAAUCUCGAACUGCCCGUAAACCUUACAACCACAUACACGGUGCUAAAGGGUGUGCUGGGGAUUCAUAUAGAGAUAUUCUAUUGGGGAGUGGCAACGAAUGCACCGAAGCAUAUUUGGGGACUAACAACUCCACUGCAGAUGAAAGAGAUUCAUCAGAUGGAACAAUCCCACAAUUGGAAGGAUUGGGAGCAGUACUUUCCUUCAAUUCCUCUCAGUGAUAUUUCUGCCUCAAUUGAUAAGGCUCCUCAAUCGCUCGAUAUUGACAUGAAGAUGGUUGUAUGGAACGUUUGUGGGGCCUCAAAGGACGAGUUCAUGCGCAUGCGUGGGACAUUAUCAGCAAUCACAAGCCUUCUAUUUUCAUCAUCCUUGAGACUAAGAAUGGAGAUGAAAGAGCCAAGAUUGUGGGAAAAUUUAUGGGUUUUGAUGAAGUCCUAAUGGUCCAGCCAGAGGGGAGACGUGGAGGUAUAUGGGCUUUCUAUAAUCCUAAUAUGGCUAGUUUAAUUGUUCACAAUGAAAAAACCCCCCAUUACUCUCAUGCUCUUUUAAAAAUUAACCCUAAUCUGUCCGAGGUUCUCAUUACUGGAGUCUAUGCCCCAAGUACUAGUGCCAAACGUCACGAGCUUUGGCCAGAGAUCAAAUCUUCCCUUCCACCUUCUGAUACUCCCUGGUUAGUAUUGGGAGAUCUUAAUGUGGUGACAACCCAAAUUAAAAAGUUAGGGGGUGGGAGGUUUAAUAGUAACCAGUGGGAAGACAUGAAGAUGCUGGGGGAUACGGCGACCCUGGUUGAUAUGGGAUUUCAAGGGAAUCCGUACACCUGGUCGAAUUCUAGAGAAGGUUUUGGCCUAAUUAGAGAGAGGCUUGAUCAUGCACUAGCAAAUCCAACUUGGAUGAAUACCUUCCCCAACACUCAGAUCGACAAGGAGCAGGCUACUACAACGUCCUCCAACCCCAUUCCAGCCAGAGUUUGGUCUCUCCUUAAAAGAAUUUUUACAAGCUCAACACAUAUGGUUCAUGGAUUUCUAUUAAUAAUGCUGUAGGAGGUGGUAUUAUUUGCUGUGAUAAAGGGACAUGGAAGAUUGGUUUCUCUGUAAAGUUCAAAACUCUAGGUCCUACAUCUUCUAAACUGAUGGCCAUCAAAGAAGGAUUGAUCAUUUCCUAGAAGAGGAAGAUCACGAACCUGGAGUUGGAAACUGAUGCGCGAACUCUUAAACACAUGUUGGACAAUCCUCAAGACUAUCGUGAUCACCAAUUGGCUCCUCUAAUCAUUGAUGUGGUUGCUCUGCUUAAAAGAAAUUGGAAGGUAAUCGUUCUGCAUGUCAAAAGAACUGCAAAUAAAGUUGCGCAUGGACUAGCUGGCAUUGGCAGAAUCAUGGAUGUGGAACGUACUUACCAUUUCCAACCACCAUAGACGGUUGAGGAGUGUUAUUUUAAUGAGCUUCCCCCUACUAUGGAUGAUUGACCUCUCCUGCCCCAUCAUCGUUAAACUCUUAAUGUUUACAUGGUUGUUCUACGACUUCUCUUUAGUUUGUUAUUUUUGCUCUCAUAAACUAUUUUCUCUACCACUAGGGAUUUGGCAUGCAAAGUUUGUACAAUAGUCAAUCAUCUACCUUCUUUUGCGUAGUCUUCCACCCUAUUCAUAGAUGGCCUUUUUUUGUUUGAUGCAAGCUUGGAAGAAUUAAAUAAAAGUUAACAAAAAUUACUUUCUUCACUGUCUGUAUUAUAGUUUUCCAUGGCUGUUACUUUGCUAAGACUGUAGCAAACAUUAUAACUCCUUUGGGGGUUAUGGUUCUCUAAGUUAAUGCAAUA